UAAAUAAACAUUAAAAAAUUCAUUAAAAGUGUAUUGUUUUGACUUUCAUUAACCUAAUAGCCCCCUUAAAGUUAGACUUAAGAUUAAAUAUAACGUUUUUAUCCAGCUGGUUCACGUAAAGGGAGGAUAUUGCGCUAAUGAUGCGUCAUCCAAACCUUUCGAACGUCUUUUUCGAACGUUUUCGAGAAAAUCUAAAGAAUUUCAAAAGAAAGACACUCUCAUAACAAUGUCGUCUGUGGCAGGAUCAAAGCGUCGAAUUGACAAUAAGUCGUGCAAAAUCAAGUACAAAGCUCUUAAAGCGUUGGAAAAGGGUACUGCGCCAAAGGAUGUGGCAAAAGAGUUUAAAAUUCCUCCAAGCACCCUGUCAACUUGGAAAAAAAAUAAAGAAAAGAUUUACAAGCAGUUUAACAACGGGCAAACAUCGAAGAGAUCAAAGCCAGAAAAAUUCAAAGAUGUGAACAAAGCUGUUCAUAAAUGGUUACUUAUGAUGAGGAGUGAGAAUAUCCCAAUCAGUGGCCCGAUGCUGAAAGAGAAAGCUCUUGAGUUUGCCGAAGCGUUGGGUGUCGAGUCAUUUCAAGCUUCUCAGGGGUGGAUGGCUAAAUGGAAAACCAGGUUAGUUGACUAAGAUUUUGUUUGUUUAUCUUCGUGAAGAUAAAAUCUAAAAAAAUGUUACAAUAGCUUUGGUAGUUGUUUUUUCAAAAUAUAAAUAGACUCUCUUUCAGAGAGGAAGGAUAAUUUGCAAAAGGAUGCAGAAAGAGCGAUCAACGAAGAUGACGACCCUUUUAAAAGUUUAACCAGCAAAGUAGAAGAAGACCCAAUUCCAACCCUCGAUGCUGAACUCUCUUACAUAAAACGAAGGUUUCCUGACCACAUUGAUCCUGACUUAUCAACUGAAGAUUUCAUUGAUUUUGACAUUGAAGUCAGUACAUCCCAUGGGCGUCUGAAGACUGCUGACAUCAUUGCUGAGAUCACUGGGACUCAAGACGAAGAAUUAGAAGAGGUCGACGAAGAAGACAAGGAGGAAGAAGAUAAGAUCACAAGACCGACGGCCGAGCAAGUGCGUACAGCUAUCAACGUCCUCGAAGACUUGAGUAUUUUUUCACAUUUUGGAGAAGAAAUGAUAGCUUCCCUGAGGGACUUGAAUCGUAAUAUCGCCAAAGAUUUUGAUAUGAGUUGUAAGCAAACAGUUAUCACCGACUUCUUUUCUAAAUAAACAUUAAAAAAUUCAUUAAAAGUGUAUUGUUUUGACUUUCAUUAACCUAAUAGCCCCCUUAAAGUUAGACUUAAGAUUAAAUAUAACGUUUUUAUCCAGCUGGUUCACGUAAAGGGAGGAUAUUGCGCUAAAAGUUGAAAACCUCUACAACUCGAAUGUCUCCAUAACUCGAACGAUUUCCUUUUCCCCGUGGCUGUUCGAGUUAUGAAGACUCUACUGUAUUUCUUUCUUAUACGUUAUUAAAAAAAUCGUCAAGCUUUCCAUUUAUUCGCGGAUUUUGAAGAAGCAGUUUAUUGAUACGCCCUUGUAAAUGAAGUGCCACUUAACUUUUUCAACGCAGUUUGUAAGUGUCACUGGAAAACAUGUGAACAAAGGGUAGGAUAUAAUUCCUGUUAAAUAUACGUUCCGAAGACCACAAAA
Hydractinia symbiolongicarpus is the source of this 1633-nucleotide messenger RNA. RefSeq names its product tigger transposable element-derived protein 6-like. The transcript is spliced from 2 exons. Gene Ontology annotation, molecular function: DNA binding. The record is from RefSeq and is a predicted model, not a curated record. Lineage: Eukaryota; Metazoa; Cnidaria; Hydrozoa; Anthoathecata; Hydractiniidae. Gene Ontology annotation, cellular component: nucleus. The coding region runs from base 227 to 625 and encodes 132 amino acids.